CGAAAAAUAUAAUAGACAAGUAGUUGAGUAUGCUCGAAAACUACUACUUACAUGAUUUAUUAGUGAAACAUUUUACCACGACUGCUUGUUCUAGAACAGAGAAGUUUUUAAUCUGAACCCACAACAAAAUUCAGCUUUCUUUCAACUCUUUCUCCCUACGCCCACUCAAAAGAACAAGCUGCCCACCUUCUCCUUCACAUCACAUCUUCCCCACGAAGAAAAAAGCUGUCUUUCUUCUCCCUUUCUCCAUUUCCUCUCGACUGACUUUUCUUCAGGAGUUGGAUCAGACCUUCCCCCACCCACACAAGAUAACUCGAACCCAGUUCAUGCUCUGACGACCUCCUCCUCCGCCGCCGCCGUCCAUGGCUAUGGUUGAGAACAAGUCGCCGACUGACAACUCCAACAAAGUAUGGGGUUUCCUCAAGCUGCCUUUCCGAGCAACCAACGGGAAUGCGACGCCGUCCCCUUCGCCUUCUUCGCAGCUUCACCACAGCCACCACAACCACCACCACGGCCACGGCCAGAAUAACGCCGCCGUUGAAGGAUCUACUCCUCAGCCUCCCAAUUCGGUCUCUUCCGUCGCCAGAUCGCUGCUCCCGACGCGCCGCCGCCUCAAGCUCGAUCCGGCCUCCAAGCUCUACUUCCCUUAUGAACCUGGGAAGCAGGUGAGGAGUGCUAUCAAGAUUAAGAACAGUAGCAAAUCCCAUGUCGCGUUCAAGUUCCAAACGACUGCGCCAAAGAGUUGUUUCAUGCGCCCACCGGGGGCUAUUCUUGCUCCCGGGGAGAGUAUCAUAGCUACUGUUUUCAAGUUCGUUGAGCACCCAGAGAACAAUGAGAAACCAAUGGACCAGAAGAGCAGGGUUAAGUUCAAAAUUAUGAGCCUGAAGGUGAAAGGGCCGAUGGACUAUGUGCCUGAGCUGUUUGAUGAACAGAAAGACCAAGUAGCAAUAGAGCAGAUACUGCGCGUUAUUUUUCUAGAUCCCGAGCGUUCAACCCCUGUAAGUUCGAAUAUAGUCUAUGGAGAAGUUGAAGCGCCAAUUAGCAGAGGCUGAUGCUGCAGUGGAAGCCCGGAAGAAACCCCCAGAGGAUGCAGGUCCAAGAAUCAUAGGCGAAGGACUUGUGAUUGAUGAAUGGAAAGAGCGAAGGGAGAGAUACCUUGCUCGACAGCAGGGUGAAGGGGUAGACUCAGUAUAGACGACCCUAAUGAGCAACAAGCUUUUGUUCUUCAUGGCUUGAGAAGAUGAAUGGAAAAUUGAUUGAUGUCUGUAUGCUCCUCUUCUACUCCAUUGUACCAUGCGGGAAGAGUGAAAAGAAAAAAGCUCUUGAGAAUGUGUCAAUGUAAAGAAAAGAUGAUGCGUUGUUGUUGUUGUUGUAAGGUUGAUUUGCUUUGUUGAUUUUUGGGAGUGUUAGAAGAACCCUUUGUUUUUUGUCUUCCACCGUUCAGCUCUGCCUGUAGAUAAAAUGAUGAUUUUGAUUUGCCUGCCUGCCUGCCUUCCUGCCUCCUGAGGAGCAUUCAUUUCAUUGGAUGGAUAAUAUUGGAUCGAUGACAACCUAUUGAGCAUUGCUUUGAGGUUGACAAAGAUAUAUAAAAGUUGUGUCAAUCC
Molecule: messenger RNA, 1604 nt
Organism: Linum tenue
Lineage: Eukaryota; Viridiplantae; Streptophyta; Magnoliopsida; Malpighiales; Linaceae
Source: the annotation of a GenBank genome assembly